Messenger RNA from Colletotrichum gloeosporioides, 579 nucleotides. RefSeq lists its product as uncharacterized. Gene Ontology annotation, molecular function: translation release factor activity. NCBI's taxonomy places the organism in Eukaryota, Fungi, Ascomycota, Sordariomycetes, Glomerellales, Glomerellaceae. The transcript has 3 exons. The record is from RefSeq and is a predicted model, not a curated record. Gene Ontology annotation, cellular component: mitochondrial large ribosomal subunit. Bases 1 to 579 code for a protein of 192 amino acids. Gene Ontology annotation, biological process: mitochondrial translational termination.
AUGACGACAAUAGCCAGCCUCAUCCAGCCCAUACGGCCCUCCGUCUUCAGACCUCUUUUCCAGCCCAUACAUGCCAUCCGUUGGGCAAGGUUUCAGGCCUUUGAAGAGUCUUUCGACCCGGAAGAACUAAAGCAGGCGAGAUCGUGGCACAAGACUUUUGACGGAAGCCAACUACCCCAAGGCCAAACAAGUUACGCGCGUUCAAGCGGUCCUGGAGGGCAACAUGUCAACAAAACUGAGAGCAAAGCAAUCACUGCUUGGCCCGUCAAAGACCUCCUUCCAAUGCUGCCAAAACUGCUGCAUCGGGGCAUCAGAGAGUCCAAGUACUACACGGCAAGGUCAGACUCCUUGACGUUCCAGGCUCAGGAGCAUCGUCAGAGGUCCGCCAACUCGGAUGAAAACCAGCAAAAGCUCAUCGCCGAGGUGCAAAGGAUAUACCGCGAAACAGUGCCGGGAGAGACGAGCAAUGAAAAGAAGAAGAAACACGCAGAAAUUGCCAAAUCUUUCAACGAAGGACGGCUGAAGCAAAAGAAGCACCUGAGCUCCAAGAAGCAGAACCGUCGGGCGUCCUUCGAUUAA